UUCAAAUAAAUUUCGAAAUCCAAAGAGUGUUCAUCGUUAAAGCAACAGCUUAAAAUAUUAUAAGUUCUAUAGUUAUUUAUUAUAACAAAAAAGUUGAUUUUAAAAUUUAUCUGUGUGUAAAAUCAAAGUUUUAAUUCAAGUAUUUUUCUAUAUAAAGUGAAGAAAAUAUCAUAUCAAAAUGCGUUUUAUCACAAGCAUGGCUCAUGUUAUUGAUGGAAAAGCUGUAGCAGCAGAAAUUCGUGCUGAAAUUCGCAAAGAUAUUGAAGAGUUUGUGGAAAAGGGGAAUAGAAAACCCCAUUUAACGGCUAUAAUCGUGGGUGACGAUGUGGCCAGCCAAACGUAUGUACAAAUGAAAAUGAACGCCGCCAAAGAUGUUGGCAUCACCAGUGAAACUAAACGUUUGCCCGCCGAAGCUACUGAAAAGGAACUCCUAGAUCUUAUAGAAAGUUUAAAUAAUGAUAAAAGCGUUGAUGGUAUUUUAGUGCAAUUGCCAGUUCCUGAUCAUAUGAACGAACGUAAAAUAUGCAAUGCGGUUAUAUGUGAGAAAGAUGUCGAUGGUUUUAAUGUCUUCAAUGUGGGCCGUAUGUGUUUGGACAUGAAUUCAAUGAUACCUGCAACGCCCUUGGGUGUUAUUGAAUUAAUAAAACGCGCUGGCAUAGAGACUUUCGGCAAAAAUGCUGUGGUAGUGGGACGUUCUAAGAAUGUCAGCAUGCCAAUUGCCAUGCUAAUGCAUGCAGAUGGUCGCAAUGAGACAAAUGCCAUGGAUGCAACCGUUACCAUUUGCCAUCGUUUCACACCACCCAAGGAAUUGGCCAAAUACUGUUCCAUGGCUGAUAUUAUUAUAACGGCCACCGGUGUACCAGGUUUGAUAACCAAGGAGAUGGUAAAACCGGGCGCAUGUGUAAUAGAUGUGGGUAUAACUCGUAUUACGGAUCCAAACACAGGCAAAACUAAAUUAGUAGGCGAUGUUGAUUAUGACGAAGUUCGACAAGUUGCCGGCUACAUAACUCCAGUCCCCGGCGGUGUUGGUCCCAUGACGGUCGCCAUGUUAAUGCACAACACCUUUACAGCAGCCAAAAACUUGGCCGCCGCCUCCACUAAGAGUUAAUUAUUGCACCCUCAUAUUGCUGGCAAUAGAUAUGACUAGUAUUUCAUUUUUGACCUUAAUGUUAAUGAUAUUAACUGAUAACUAAACAUAUUAUUAUAUAGUAUGUAUAGGUAUAUUACCAUUACCAAUAUCUCAUUUUGUUUAAGUUUGCAUUUAUUUAAACAAAGUUCUCAUGAAAGCUAUAUUUAAUUACAUUAUUUGAUUGGAAUUAACAUUUGUCUGUUUUAACACAGUGUCGGCGGUAUGUCAAAAAGUUGCAUACAAGAAGAACACUUGCAUUUUGAUAGUAGUGACUUAUAUAAGCAAAUAUACAAUACAAUUAAUUAUAAACAUAACCUGUUUAUUAUUAUUUGCGUAUUCGUAUAUUUUACUUUUUUUUCCAAUAAACAUGAAAAAAAAGUUAGUCGUUUAUCUGAAAACAA
Stomoxys calcitrans (stable fly) is the source of this 1530-nucleotide messenger RNA. RefSeq names its product bifunctional methylenetetrahydrofolate dehydrogenase/cyclohydrolase, mitochondrial (gene Nmdmc). The record is from RefSeq and is a predicted model, not a curated record. Gene Ontology annotation, biological process: tetrahydrofolate interconversion. NCBI's taxonomy places the organism in Eukaryota, Metazoa, Arthropoda, Insecta, Diptera, Muscidae. The coding region runs from base 179 to 1108 and encodes 309 amino acids. Gene Ontology annotation, molecular function: methylenetetrahydrofolate dehydrogenase (NADP+) activity; methenyltetrahydrofolate cyclohydrolase activity; methylenetetrahydrofolate dehydrogenase (NAD+) activity. Gene Ontology annotation, cellular component: mitochondrion. The transcript is spliced from 3 exons.